Messenger RNA from Mesocricetus auratus (golden hamster), 1927 nucleotides. RefSeq names its product checkpoint kinase 2 (gene Chek2). Lineage: Eukaryota; Metazoa; Chordata; Mammalia; Rodentia; Cricetidae. Gene Ontology annotation, cellular component: nucleus; cytoplasm. Gene Ontology annotation, molecular function: protein binding; protein serine/threonine kinase activity; ATP binding. The coding region runs from base 162 to 1781 and encodes 539 amino acids. The record is from RefSeq and is a predicted model, not a curated record. The transcript has 15 exons. Gene Ontology annotation, biological process: mitotic DNA damage checkpoint signaling; protein phosphorylation.
AGGAAGGCGUUUUGAUUGGCUGAGGGUGGAGUUUGUAUGGGUAGGUUUAGCGCCACACCACUGGCUGCGGCGGUAUCGGGUGUGUGUGGCUCCAGGUGUUCUUUUGCGGCCUUGCUCCUCGACUCUCCCCUCAUUGUUGGACUCUGUUUUUGAGGUCGGAUAUGAAGAGACAGCAGUCCCACGGCAGCGGCGCCUGUCCGCAGUCCCAGAGUGGCUUCACCCAGUCACAAGGCACCUGCUCUCAGUUGCACGAGCUCUCCUCACAGUCUCAAGGCACCUCCAGUUCCUCCGCCGGCACAGUGCCGUCCUCCAGCCAGUCCUCUCAUUCCAGCUCUGGGACGCUGAGCUCUUUAGAGACAGUGUCCACUCAGGAACUCUGCUCUAUUCCCGAGGACCCAGAACCCGAGGAGCCUGGUCCUGUCCCGUGGGCUAGGUUAUGGUCUCUUCAGGAUGGAUUCUCCAAUCUGGACUGUAUUAACGACAACUACUGGUUUGGGAGGGAUAAAAGCUGUGAGUAUUGCUUUGAUGGACCACUGUUGAGAAGGACUGAGAAGUAUCGGACCUAUAGCAAGAAGCACUUUCGAAUUUUCAGGGAAAUGGGCCCUAAAAAUUCUUACAUCGUGUACAUAGAAGAUCACAGCGGUAAUGGAACCUUUGUAAAUACUGAGCUUAUAGGGAAAGGAAAACGCCUACCUUUGAGUAACAACUCUGAAAUUGCACUUUCACUAUGUAGAAAUAAAGUUUUUGUAUUUUUUGACUUGACUGUAGAUGAUCAGUCAGUUUAUCCUAAGGAAUUAAGAGAUGAAUACAUCAUGUCAAAAACUCUCGGAAGUGGUGCUUGUGGGGAGGUAAAAAUGGCUUUUGAGAGGAGAACGUGUAAGAAAGUGGCCAUAAAGAUCAUCAGUAAGAGGAAGUUUGCUCUCGGCUCAUCGAGAGAAGCAACAGACACGGCUCCCAGUGUUGAAACUGAAAUAGAAAUUUUGAAAAAACUGAAUCAUCCGUGCAUCAUCCAAAUUAAAGAUGUCUUUGCUGCGGAAGAUUAUUACAUUGUUCUGGAGUUGAUGGAAGGAGGAGAACUUUUCGACCGGGUGGUGGGGAACAAACGCCUGAAGGAAGCGACCUGCAAGCUCUAUUUCUACCAGAUGCUUUUAGCUGUCCAGUACCUUCACGAAAAUGGGAUUAUACACCGGGAUUUAAAGCCAGAGAAUGUUCUCUUGUCAUCUCAAGAAGAGGACUGCCUUAUCAAGAUCACUGAUUUUGGACAGUCCAAGAUUUUGGGGGAGAGCUCCCUGAUGAGAACUUUAUGCGGUACACCCACAUACCUGGCUCCUGAGGUCCUUGUCUCCAAUGGGACUGCUGGGUACAGCCGUGCUGUGGACUGCUGGAGCUUGGGAGUCAUUCUUUUCAUCUGCCUAAGUGGGUAUCCACCUUUCUCUGAGCAUAAGACUCAAGUGUCACUGAAGGAUCAGAUCACCAGUGGAAAAUACAACUUUAUUCCUGAAGUCUGGACAGAUGUUUCAGAGAAGGCUCUGGACCUUGUCAAGAAACUGUUGGUUGUGGACCCAAAGGCUAGGUUUACUACCGAGGAAGCCUUGAGGCAUCCAUGGCUACAGGACGAGUACAUGAAGAAAAAAUUUCAGGAUCUGCUGGCUCAGGAAAAGAAUUUGAUGGCCCUCCCCCUGAUUCCCGCCCAGCCUUCAGGUCGAAAGCGGCCCCUGGAACAGGAAGUGGAGGGAGCCGAGAGCACAAAGCUUCUGGCUGUGUGUGAUGCUCGGGUUUGAACAUGAAAGAAAUGCACUUUCAGCCGGUGGUGGGUGGUGGGUGAUGGGGACGCACGACUUUAAUCCCCCAGCACUUGAGAAGCUGAGGCAGGUGGAUCUCUGUGAGUUCAAGGCCAGCUUGGUCUACAGAGUGACUUCCAGGACAG